AUGGGUCGUUGCAGUAACUGCAGCGACGAGCGAGACAGUAUGAGAAGGUCACCAUCAUCUAUUGACGAAAGUUUCAGAGGUUAUAGAACCAGAAGUUGUCCCUCGUGUGGUCAUCAGAUCAAAUGUCAAGACAAGGCUGGAAUACAUGAUCUGCCGGGGCUGCCGGCUGGAGUGAAGUUUGAUCCAAGUGACCAGGAGCUUCUUGAACAUUUGGAGGCGAAGGUGCGGUUGGAUGCUCAUAAGCUUCAUCCCCUAAUUGAUGAGUUCAUCCCUACACUGGAUGGAGAGAAUGGAAUUUGCUAUACCCACCCAGAGAAAUUACCAGGAGUAAACAAAGAUGGCCAAAUACGACAUUUCUUCCAUAGACCUUCCAAAGCAUACACUACCGGAACUCGGAAAAGAAGAAAAGUUCACACGGACAUCGACGGGAACGAAACACGGUGGCACAAAACCGGGAAGACAAGGCCAGUUUUCGUAAAAGGCAAAGUGAAAGGGUACAAGAAGAUACUUGUGCUCUACACCAACUAUGGAAAACAAAAGAAGGCUGAGAAAACAAAUUGGGUGAUGCAUCAAUACCACAUUGGCAAUAAUGAGGAUGAGAAAGAUGGAGAGUUAGUAGUUUCAAAGGUUUUCUACCAAACUCAGCCUAGACAAUGUGGUUCCAUUGUGAAGGACUCAUCGCCUGCGAAAUCAAACGGUCGAAGUGGGCGCGAUGAUCCUCAUCUUAAAGACACUGCCUUUGUUGAAUACUGCAAUCCUUCUCUCAUCUCUUUCAAUCAAAGUGAGCAGAAUCAUUCGACUGCUCGGCUGAUUUCAAAUUUUAAUGUCCCUCAUGGUUCUUUUAUUCCUUGA
Messenger RNA from Ilex paraguariensis (yerba mate), 852 nucleotides. Lineage: Eukaryota; Viridiplantae; Streptophyta; Magnoliopsida; Aquifoliales; Aquifoliaceae. The record is from the annotation of a GenBank genome assembly.